Messenger RNA from Erigeron canadensis, 2629 nucleotides. RefSeq names its product G-type lectin S-receptor-like serine/threonine-protein kinase CES101. The coding region runs from base 1 to 2364 and encodes 787 amino acids. The record is from RefSeq and is a predicted model, not a curated record. Gene Ontology annotation, biological process: protein phosphorylation. NCBI's taxonomy places the organism in Eukaryota, Viridiplantae, Streptophyta, Magnoliopsida, Asterales, Asteraceae. Gene Ontology annotation, molecular function: protein serine/threonine kinase activity; ATP binding. The transcript is spliced from 7 exons.
AUGAUUACUUUGGUCAUCUUCACAAUUUUAAUUAUCAAUUAUACUUUUGUUGCAACAAGUGUUUCGACAAUCAAACUAGGUGACCAACUCAACCUCACUUCUCAGCUUGUUUCCCCUGGUAACAACUUUACCUUAGGAUUCUUCAAAAACUACACUUAUUUAGGAAUCUGGUACACCAAUGAUGAAGAACCCCAUGUUUGGGUAGCCAACCCAUCUACACCGAUCACCUCAAGCUCUAGCGUCCUCAUGAUUGAUCCGAGCACUGGGAAUUUGAUCAUUUCAUCUGGAGGAUCAACCCUUGUAAAUAUUUCAAAUAAUCAACGACCGGGUAUAGGUCCUAAUCUGACCGCGACUCUCGAGGACACUGGUAAUUUUCUGCUCAAGAGUAGUGAAACUGAUGAUGAUAAGAACCAGAUUAUCUACUGGGAGAGUUUUGAUUAUCCGACUAAUGUACUUUUACCAGGCAUGAAACUUGGGUCAAACCUUAAAACCGGCCAGACUUGGAACUUAACUUCUUCGCUCACUGAUGAAAUCCUUGAUCCAGGUGCUUUUACUUUGAGCUGGGAACCCAAUCAGAGAUUAGUGAUUCGACGACGGGGGCAGCCAUAUUGGACUAGUGGAGAUUUGAUCAAUAAUCAAACGUUUGAGUUCAUGGCUGUGAACAGCCCAUUUAGUCGGUACCAGUACAACCUCAGUUAUACAUACAACAAUGAACAACGAUACUUUAGUUUUGAAAGCAUCAACGGUGUUAAACCCUUUUGGUAUUUGGAUCCACGUGGGUAUAUCCUAGACGGUGACACCAACCAGUUUUGGACUCCGGAAUUUUGUUAUGGGUUUGACGGUAAUGGAUGUGUGGCGGAUUCUAACUUGUCUCAGUGUAGGAGCCAAGAUGAUAAAUUUAGUCUACUAAAUGGGGAUUUUGCUCCAGGCAUGACUACGAGUUCAUAUGAUGACAAUUCAACCAUUAACUUUAGUGAUUGCAUGAUGCGAUGCUGGAAUGAUUGUGGUUGUUUGGGGUUUACAACACAUAGCACUGAAACUGGAUGCAUUACUUGGGCCGGAACCAAACCAAUCAGUAACUUUUCAGUUGAUGUUCAAGGGACAUCUGUGCCAAAAUAUGUGCUUAUUUCUCCAACUGAGCGUAAAGGAAACACGAAAAACUGGAUUUGGGCACCCAUUGUUGCUAGCAUAUUUAUACUUGUACUCUGCGUAAGCCUAUUGUGGUAUCGUAAAAGGAGAAAUCUUAAACAAAAAGUGGAGAGACAAAACAGAGAUGAUGAGUAUUUUCUUGAGCUUAUGGCUUCAGAAAGCUUCAAGGGUACAAGUAAUCUUGAAAGCAAUGGCAGAAAAGGAAGUGACUUGUUGGUAUUCAGCUUUGCUUCGAUAGUUGCAGCCACAGAUAACUUCUCGAGUGAAAAUAAGCUUGGUGAAGGUGGUUUCGGACCUGUUUACAAGGGGAAACUUAAUGACGAACGAGAAAUUGCAAUUAAACGACUUUCAAGAACAUCAGGACAAGGGCUUGUGGAAUUCAAGAAUGAGCUCAUACUUAUUGCCAAACUUCAACAUACAAAUCUUGUUCGGGUUCUAGGUUGUUGCAUUCGUGGAGAGGAAAAGAUGUUAAUUUAUGAGUAUAUGCCCAACAAGAGUUUAGAUUUCUUUCUCUUUGAUGAUACCAGAAAGGGGCUACUAGACUGGCCAAGACGAUGGUACAUCAUCGAAGGAAUUGCCCAAGGCUUGAUUUACCUACAUAAAUACUCUAGAAUGCGAGUUAUUCAUAGAGAUCUUAAGGCCAGUAAUGUUUUGUUAGACGAAAACAUGAAGCCCAAGAUAUCUGAUUUUGGUUUGGCAAGAACUUUCAAGCCAAAUGAGACUGAAGCAAUCACCAACAGGGUGGUUGGAACAUAUGGUUAUAUGUCUCCCGAGUAUGCUAUGGAAGGCACUUUCUCAGAGAAGUCAGACGUGUUUAGCUUUGGAGUCUUAGUAUUGGAAAUUGUGAGCGGAAGAAGAAAUACUAGUUUCUCUCAUCUUGACAAGACAAUCAAUCUAAUCGGAUAUGCAUGGGAGCUUUGGCAACAAGGGGAUGCACUGGAAUUAGAGGACACAACGUUAGCCGAAACCUGUGUUGUGCACCAACUAUUGAGGAGUGUUCAUGUUGCACUCCUGUGUCUACAAGAAAAUGCAUCAGACAGACCAGUGAUGUCAGAAGUGAUAUCUAUGCUAAGUAAUGACACAAUGUUGUUACCGACUCCAAGUCGGCCAGCAUUCCUCUUUGGCGCAACCGUAUCACAGUCAACAUCGGCAGAUAAGAAGUUAGAGAACUACUCUAUAAACAAAAUAACCAUUACAGAAAUGAAGGCUCGAUAAUAGGCACCAGGGGCGGAUUUAAAGUGUAAGAAGGUAGGUCCUAGGACCUACCUAAGUUUCGAAAAAUUUUAGAGGUUAUGUAAUAAUUUUUUCGAGGACCUGCGUAUAAAGUUGGUCAGGACCUACCUUACAUCUUAUUCUUGUAUGUGGAGAUAAUGUUAUUUUCAUAUGUUGCUUAUGUUGUCGGAAAUUAGAAGAAGACGAGGUUUUAGGAGAGAGAUACUUUUGGAAGUUUGGUCAAAUGUCUGCUAAUUAUAAAAUAAAA